This is a messenger RNA of Pedinophyceae sp. YPF-701, 1140 nucleotides long. NCBI's taxonomy places the organism in Eukaryota, Viridiplantae, Chlorophyta, Pedinophyceae. The record is from the annotation of a GenBank genome assembly.
AUGCGGUUCGGGCGGAAGAAGAGGAGUCGCGAGAAGCGGGAUGCCAGCAAGUUCAUGGGCGUGCUCAAGGGCGAGUUCGGCAAGCUCUGCGGGAGGGUCUCGGAGUGGACGGGGUUCAUCCGCAACGAAAAGGAGGACUCCCUGCGGAGCCUGUUCAAGAAGUACGACCGCGACAACAGCGGCGCGAUCGAGAUCUCGGAGCUGCGCGUGCUGCUCUGCGAGCUGUUCGGCUGGGACGAGGACGACGUCUCGCUCGAGGAGCACGACGUGCUGAAGGAGUUUGUCGCCGCCAACGACCUGAACUCGAACGGGCAGCUCGAGUUCGCGGAGUUCGUGCGGCUCAUCCUGUCGGAGGACGCUCAGUCGUGGGAGGGGGGCGUGAAGCAGACGUUUCAGUCGAUCGACACCAAUGGCAACGGGUACAUCGAGGAGGAGGAGUUCAUGGCCAAGUUGACGGGGCUCGGGGCGGCGCCCGAGGACGUCCGCGCGGCGCUGGAAGGCAUCGACAAGGACAACGACGGGCGCAUCUCGUACGUGGAGUUCCUCGCGGCGUCGCGGCUCGGGAACCUCAGCCCGCACGCGCGCCUGCUGUCGCUGCUGCGCGAGGGCGCGACGGGCGGCAGCGUGCACGGCGCGAUGAAGGCCAAGAGCCCGGACGAGCGGGCGUGGGCGCGGCUCGACUUCGACAAACGCCUGCGCCUCGAGCACGUGUUCAGCAUCUUUGAUGCCAAUGGGUCGGGCCAGGUGGACGCGGGCGAGGUGAAGCGGCUGCUGCGCGUGAUGGGCCUGAACCCGUCCUCCGCGGACGCCGAGGCCUACCUGCGUGAGUGCGACCUCGACGCCUCCGGGGGACUCUCGAAGAAGGAGUUCGCGCUCCUGCUGCAGCUCGCCGAGGCCCGGCGCAACCCCGAGACGGAGAAGGAGCUCGUGCUGCGGGCGCUCAAGGCGUUCGACCGGAACGGCGACGGCCGCGUGGACGCUGCGGACAUGCGUGCUGUCCUGACGAAGAAGCGCAGCCCCGACAGCUUGACGGACGAGGAGGCGGACCGGAUCUUGGACCGGCUCGACAGGAGCGGGGACGGGACGAUCGACGCCGUCGAGCUGUCGCGGUUCCUGCUCGGGACCAAUGUGUUUGCGUAA